AGGGUCUCGAGUUUGCGUCGAGGAAGGUCACCGAGAGAUUGCGUGCAGUUUUGUGCCGAAGAAGGAUCGUAGCAUUAAUCAGUUUGGAUUUCAUUCACUCUUCGUGAUUCUUCACUCACCGCAGUGGGCAAUCCCAAGGGAAGUUUCUGGAACUGUCCGUGAAUCAUAUUAAGAGCAGGAAGAGCAGGAAGUCGUCAAGUUUGCUGGAGCUAUGGCAAAGCAUCACCCCGAUUUGAUUAUGUGCAGGAAGCAGCCGGGGAUUGCUAUCGGCAGGUUGUGUGAGAAAUGCGACGGGAAGUGCGUGAUUUGCGACUCGUACGUGAGGCCGUGCACGCUUGUGAGAACUUGUGACGAGUGUAACUAUGGCUCGUAUCAAGGGCGGUGCGUCAUUUGUGGAGGCCUUGGGAUUUCAGACGCCUAUUAUUGCAAGGAGUGUACUCAGCAGGAGAAGGACCGGGAUGGUUGUCCUAAGAUUGUGAACCUCGGAAGUGCGAAAACCGAUUUGUUCUAUGAACGGAAGAAAUACGGUUUCAAAAAAAGAUAGUCCCUACGCUUUCACGAACUCUCUUCUUCGGAAUGGAUUUGUUUGUGGCGGAAGAACAGAGCAGGUAUCUUGAAUGGCCGUGUGAGGUAUUACGUCUAGAGUUGAGAUUACCGUCAGUUUCAAUCGACCAAGAUAGGAAAGGAGGUCUCAAAUUACAGUGGCAGAUAAUUAGGUCUUUUUUAGCGUUGAAGUUUUGUGUCUAGGGAUCAUAGGUGCAGUUCGGUGCGUGUACUGUUAACGUUCGAGAGUACUUUAGCUAACCUCAACGUUAGGGUUAUUGCCUUGGUUACGCCGUUGAUGUAAGUAAUGACAACUAGGCAAAUAGCGUCUCGUAUCUUACCUUUAUCAGGCAACUGACGAAGGAUGUCUUGGUAUUACCUGGGGAUUCGAUAAACGUGGAUUUAAUUAUCAGAACUCUGUUUGUUUCUUUA
This is a messenger RNA of Physcomitrium patens, 975 nucleotides long. RefSeq names its product PHD finger-like domain-containing protein 5A. NCBI's taxonomy places the organism in Eukaryota, Viridiplantae, Streptophyta, Bryopsida, Funariales, Funariaceae. The record is from RefSeq and is a predicted model, not a curated record. Gene Ontology annotation, biological process: mRNA splicing, via spliceosome.